AUGGUCCGCAAGCCCGACCCUCCCAUCUCGAUAGUCUGUGUGCACGCCGAGGGCGAAAUCGGCGAUGUCAUUGUAGACGGCAUACCGGAUCCGGUGCACUGCCGCACCAUGUACGAGAAGCUCGUGCACUUCCAAACACACGCCGAUUCCUACCGGCAGUUGCUCAUGCAAGAGCCGCGAGGCCGCGUCUCGCAGUGUAUGAAUGUUCUGCUUGCGCCGUGCGAUCCCGCUGCUGACGCGGGGUUCCUGACGCUCGAGAGCGACGAGUACGCUACCAUGAGCGGCAGCAAUACGAUUUGCGUGACGACGGUGCUGCUGGAGACAGGGCGAGUGCCCAUGAAGGAGCCCGAGACAUAUGUGGUCUUGGAUACGGCCGCGGGUGUCAUCCGCGUGCGAGCCAGGUGCGCCGGAGGCAAAUGUGUGAGCGUCGAGCUCGACAACGUGCCUUCAUUUGUAUACGAACUCGAUCUCCCCGUCUACGUGCCGGGCUUGGGCGACAUUCACGUCGAUAUUGCUUGGGGCGGCAUGCACUAUGCCAUUGUAUCCGCAGAUUCCGUCGGGCUCCGUGUUUCGCAUGAGCACGGCGCCGACCUGAUUCGCGUGGGAGAUGCCAUUCUCAAGGCCGUCCAGAGAUCGUACGAGCCUGUGCAUCCAGAGAACGAAGGCAUCCGCGGCGUUUCCAGUCUUCAAUUCACCGAACCGCUCGUCGAAAUGGCGGUGGACAAGGAGGCGGGGCUGUCAGCCAAGGCGGCGAAGAAUACCGUCGUGAUUUCUCCUGGUAGACUGGAUCGCAGUCCUUGCGGUACAGGCACAUCGGCGCGUAUGGCAGUACUGCACGGUCGUCGUCAACUUGGCGUUGCAGAGGCUUUCACCCACAAGAGCAUCAUUGGGACACAAUUUCAGUGCGGCAUCGUGGGUACGACAAAGGUGGGCAGAUACGAUGCCAUCUUGCCGCGGGUUCGCGGCCGCGCCUGGAUAACAGGCUACAGACAAGUUAUUGUCGAUCCACAGGACCCUUUUCCGUUGGGCUUCAGGGUUGGUGAUUUCUGGGGGCCCGACUGUGGUGGUCCUGGCGGUAUGGACGAGCUAAAAGCGCCAUGA
Exserohilum turcica Et28A is the source of this 1101-nucleotide messenger RNA. RefSeq lists its product as uncharacterized. Gene Ontology annotation, molecular function: 4-hydroxyproline epimerase activity. Lineage: Eukaryota; Fungi; Ascomycota; Dothideomycetes; Pleosporales; Pleosporaceae. The coding region runs from base 1 to 1101 and encodes 366 amino acids. The transcript has a single exon. The record is from RefSeq and is a predicted model, not a curated record.